CACACUGGCAGAGUUCUGAGGCUGCAGUUCAUCGAAACAGUACAUGUUAUUUGACUUUUACCUGUGCUGCUGCAGCUGAUCUGCCGGAGCUCCCUGCAGAGCUGGAAGAAGAGAACUUUAGCAGCUUUUUUUUUUCUGUUGUCUGAACUUGGACCCUUCAUUUCCAAACAGUGUCACUCUAAGGUGUCAGCAUGCUGGAGCAGGUUCUGUCAUUCGGCCGCUCCCUGGUGCGCAGGAAAGUGGUCGACCUGAACAAUCUGGAAGACUCCAAGCUCUGCCGCUGCCUGGGAACCGUCGACCUCAUUGCCCUCGGGGUGGGCAGCACUCUGGGCGCCGGCGUCUACGUCCUGGCUGGAGAGGUGGCCAAGGGAGACUCUGGCCCCAGCAUUGUCAUCUCCUUCCUAAUCGCCGCCUUGGCCUCCGUCAUGGCCGGCCUGUGCUAUGCAGAGUUUGGCGCUCGCGUCCCCAAAACUGGCUCCGCUUACCUUUACAGCUAUGUGACUGUAGGUGAGGUCUGGGCCUUCAUCACCGGUUGGAACCUGAUCCUCUCUUAUGUGAUCGGUACCUCCUCAGUUGCCAGAGCGUGGAGUGGCACAUUUGAUGAGAUGAUAGGAGGACACAUUGAGAUAUUCUGCAAAACCUACUUCAGCAUGAACUCCCCUGGUUUGGCUCAGUACCCCGACUUCUUUGCUGUCUGCCUGAUUCUGCUGCUUUCUGGACUCCUGUCGUUCGGAGUGAAGGAGUCGGCCUGGGUCAACAAGGUCUUCACCUCGGUCAACGUGCUCGUACUCUUGUUCGUCAUCAUCUCCGGCUUCGUUAAAGGAGACACUCACAACUGGAAGAUCAGUGAAGAAUCCCUUGUAAAUUUCACCAUAGUUAAAAGGAACUUGUCAGCGACCGCCAAUGUGAGCAGCGAUUAUGGAGUUGGAGGAUUCAUGCCUUACGGAUUCAGUGGAACCUUAGCCGGAGCUGCCACCUGCUUUUACGCGUUUGUUGGAUUUGACUGCAUUGCGACAACAGGUGAGGAGGUGAAGAACCCUCAGAGGGCCAUACCCAUCGGCAUCGUGGUGUCGCUGACCGUGUGCUUCCUGGCGUACUUUGGCGUGUCGGCGGCGCUCACCCUGAUGAUGCCCUACUACCUGCUGGAUGAGAAGAGCCCUCUGCCCAUGGCCUUUGAGUAUGUGGGCUGGUCUCCUGCCAAAUAUGUGGUCGCUGUGGGUUCACUGUGUGCCCUCUCCACCAGUCUGCUGGGCUCCAUUUUCCCUAUGCCUCGUGUAAUCUAUGCUAUGGCAGAGGAUGGGGUGCUUUUCAAAGCCUUAGCCCGAAUCAAUCCUAAGACGAAGACCCCACUUAUUGCCACUAUGAGCUCCGGUGUAGUUGCAGCCAUCAUGGCUUUCCUGUUUGACCUUAAAGCCCUGGUUGACAUGAUGUCCAUUGGAACCCUGCUGGCCUAUUCACUGGUUGCCGUGUGCGUGCUGAUUCUCAGGUACCAGCCAGACGGAGCUCUGGAGCGACAGCCAAGUAAAGGCGAGAGGGAUUACCUGUCGUCUGAGGAGGGCGAGUCAGACUUGACGGAGUCGGAGUCCCACCUCAACAUGCUGAAGGGCGGCAGCUCCACCCUGCAGACCGUCCUGCAUCCUCCCGUCGCUCCUUCUGAGCAUUCGUCCAGCGUGGUCAACAUGUCCAUCGGCGUGCUGGUGCUGGUGGUGUGUGCGGUCAGCUACCUCACCACGUACCACAUCUACGCCAUCAUUGGCCUGGAAGUGUGGAUCCUGGCGUCGCUGACCGUCUGCCUCCUCAUCUUCAGCGGCUGCGUUUUCAUGGUCUGCAGGCAGCCUCAGACGAGCAAGAAGGUCUCUUUCAUGGUGCCCCUUCUGCCGUUUCUGCCCAUUCUGAGCAUAUUUGUGAAUAUUUACCUGAUGGUUCAGCUGAGCGGAGACACCUGGAUUCGUUUCUCUGUGUGGAUGGCUGUUGGCUUCCUGAUCUACUUCGGUUACGGCAUGUGGCACAGCGAGGAGCGUCUGCGCCAACUCCCGGCCGCUCCCAGCAGCAACCACGACAACGUGAAGGCCGGAAUAGACGCAGACGGGAAGGACCAGGAGCGCUUCAUCUGCCCGGAGAAGACCAGCCAGUGUUAAAGUUCGCCAGACUCUGUGAGGCGACAGAUGCAUAAAAGCAGGCGGCAGCUCUGCCUUGAUGCACCUGUACAUACAGCUUCACCACGCGUGCGCACUCAGUCCUGCAAAAGGCAGCAUCAGUAUUCUGUAUGAGCGGCCACACGACGAGGAGCCGCUCUGUCACUGUGAUGGGACCAAAUCCUGCAGGUCUCACUGUGCUUUAUGGACAGCAUGAAAGCAGAAUGGAAGGGACAGGUAACACACUGGAGAGUGAUGUUCAUUUCCUUUAACAGCCAAGCAGUCGAUGCGAGGCUGCAGCAAAGCUUUUCUCUUUUUCUUUAUGGACUUUGUUUUGUAGUGCAUGACACACAUUUUUUUGUCUCAUCAGUUCAUUUCAAGCAGGUUUGUACAGUUUUUAAAUCUAGAUUUUGACACAGGGAUGUUUAGGAUAACGGUGCUGAAGAAGGAAAGAUGUGUCGUCUGUCGGGUAGAUUUUUAGAGCUUGUCGGUUUCAUAUGCACACAUGUGAAAUGUUAGACCUUUAGAGCAGCGUAUAAUCUGUCAGAUAGUCCUGUAGGCACUUAACAUGUCAUGACUCGACUGUGCUGAAAGUAGGCCAAGUGCUGGUGGAAACUCUCCGCCUGGUGUAGCUGUUAUGUAAGAAAACCUUUAAAUCUUCACGGUAGUCACUGAGGCCUCUGUAGCUCUUGUUGUGAUCCUAUUUAGCACAGGUUUCUAGUUAUGCUUGACUUUCUUUUGAAUAUGUUACAGCCUCAAUAUGAAGAUUAUUUGAUGCAGAACUCGACCGAAAAAGUAUUUGUGGUUUGUUUUUCACUUUAUCAAACUAUAAAUUGCUAUAUUUUCCUGUUUGUCUGAUUUAUUUUUUUUUUGCUAUAUCGAUACACUUGCAGACAUGUUUUAAGUAUAAACUUAUUCUCACUUGACCAGUGCCACCUGACAAGAAGCACAAUAAUUACUUAUAAGUUAAAGUAUUAUAUGAAGCAGGACUGUCUCAUAGCUGGUUCGCAGAGAUUCGUAGUGUUCUUUCCUUCAGGGUUUUAGGGGCCACUGAUGUUUUCCAUAAUGAUCUUUAGCUUAUAGUAGAAACUCAUUCGGUGUCUGAACUCUCACCUCCACUGUCAGUGUUUUACACCACGUAAUGUGAAGAAAUCCUACAUUUUUGAAGAGGAUGUUGGUAACCUCAGGCUGAUAGACGUGUUCAUGAAUGUGGAACAAAUUCAGAAGCUAGUUUCAGCAGGAGAAAGGAAGAUAUUCUGCUACAGUGAACCUCUGCAUUGACAGUGUGGAGUCUUCCAGUGAGGUUACAGGACGAUGCUGUAGAAGGAACCAUGUUGUCAUGUCACUUGUUACCAACUGCACAAACAAAUACAAUAAAAUAAAAUGUAUUUUCCAGUAA
Stegastes partitus (bicolor damselfish) is the source of this 3534-nucleotide messenger RNA. It is a transcript of the gene slc7a2, whose product is annotated as solute carrier family 7 member 2. Gene Ontology annotation, cellular component: plasma membrane. Gene Ontology annotation, biological process: L-ornithine transmembrane transport; L-arginine import across plasma membrane. The coding region runs from base 192 to 2138 and encodes 648 amino acids. The record is from RefSeq and is a predicted model, not a curated record. NCBI's taxonomy places the organism in Eukaryota, Metazoa, Chordata, Actinopteri, Pomacentridae. The transcript is spliced from 12 exons. Gene Ontology annotation, molecular function: L-arginine transmembrane transporter activity; L-lysine transmembrane transporter activity; L-ornithine transmembrane transporter activity.